Messenger RNA from Bombus terrestris (buff-tailed bumblebee), 6333 nucleotides. RefSeq lists its product as uncharacterized. Gene Ontology annotation, cellular component: plasma membrane. Bases 1133 to 4345 code for a protein of 1070 amino acids. Lineage: Eukaryota; Metazoa; Arthropoda; Insecta; Hymenoptera; Apidae. The transcript has 11 exons. Gene Ontology annotation, molecular function: protein binding. The record is from RefSeq and is a predicted model, not a curated record.
AGAGAGAGCGAGACGACGAGUGUAACGGAGACAGAGAGAAAAAGAGAGUGGAGGUAGAGUGGCAAAAGCGAGGCAAGCAAAAGCGAGCUAGCUGGCGACCAAGCAACCAGAUAGCCAAGCAAGCCUUUAGGUAGGCGAAGCAGACUGGCAGGCAGGCAGGCAGGCAGGCAGGCAGGCAGGCAGGCAGGCAGGCAGGCAGGCAGGCAGGCAGGCAGGCAGGCAGGCAGGCAGGCAGGCAGGCAGGCAGGCAGGCAGGCAGGCAGGCAGGCAGGCAGGCAAGAGCAAGAGCAAGAGCACAACCACCGGGCUUCAGAGCCACCCCCAGUCGUCGCCUGCCACCCAAAUCGUUCUCCCCACCUUGGACUAUCGCUUGGUACACCCCUCUUCGCCGUUGCUUCUUCGCACUACUCCUACUCUUUCUCCGGUGCUUUCAGCCGCCUCGUUCGUUCGGUCGUUCGUCCACCGUUUCGUUCCUCUUCUCGGUGUCCUCGUCGUCGUUUGUCGCGUUUAGAGUGAACCAGUAUUCGUACACCUUUGUUUUGUCAUUUUUACCGACGAGGAUCGCGUGUGUCACUGGCCGCUUCGUGUGCAGAAGGAUAUCGUAUGUUCGACAGCGUGACUGAUCUCGGCAGGUUGUAUCCUCCGGCGACGCACUGACCUGCCCUUUCAUCGCGGUCUCGCCACCCUUCCACCCUCUGUUUUCUCGCGUCUCGACGCAGCGGCGGACAAGACUGAUUCGUGGGAAGCGGAGGGGGUUUGUUCGGAACGCGACACCCUGGCCUGUUUGCUCUCGACAUUUUCGACGAUUCAUCGGUUGAUCAACCUUGAAACAGAAACCGAAAGAAUAUUCUGUAUAUUUUCGUGCGUCCAGGACUAAGAUUCUUGGGAGUUUUGGUGGAAAGUGAGGAAGAAUCUCUGCGUGGGCAAGUGACGGCGAGAUGAGGAGGUGCGACGCCGCAAUAGAAGGGAAGACGCGGCUGUGAGGCCCGGAUAGCGUGCACGUUGUGUCGAAGGACGUUCACACGCGCGACUCCAUCGGUUGCCAAGCCGAUCCUCCUCGCACCAGGCGACGAGAACUUCGUACCUAAGCCGGUCGUUCAACGUGGCCGAUCCUUGGACAUGGUGAGGGGGCAUGUUGAUGUGCCGGCGGUUGCUGCUGAUCGCAGCCGCGAUCACGGCCUCGAUCGAGGCUGGCUCCGCUAGUUACCACCCUGGAAUCUCCUCAGAUUACUCUGGAUACCCUGGUUUCCCGGUUUAUCCAGCUUCGACGUCGUCCGAGACCUCGUCCGGUGCGACCACUACGCCAACAACGAAUUUGGAAAAUGUUUGCAGGCCAUCCGAGUACCUAUGUGGCACAGGAAACUGCGUUGCCCAGGACAAAUACUGCGACGGCGAAAAUGACUGCGGCGACAACUCCGACGAGCCGAAAUAUUGCACCCUGUGCAACAGAACGUUGUACGGUGACGUCGGCCGGACCUACAGGGUGGAAGUUCGCCGGCCGAGGGAAGAUCGACUGCCAUUCUUGUGUCAUCUCAAUUUCACUGCCGCCGGUUCUGAUCUCGGAGAUCUAGUUCAGUUAACAUUCGACACGUUCACCGUGGGUCGAUUUUUAUCGUUCACGUCGGAAGGAUGUCCGGAUGGUUACAUGACCAUUCGGGAAAAGGGUCGACCAGCGACCGGAGGUCAAUGGUGCGGAAGCGCAUGGGGGUACACCGUGUAUUACAGUGAAACUCCUUCCAUCAAUUUAACUUUGUAUUUACUCCGGCUAGCCGAACAGGGUAGUGGCUAUAAUUUCGACUUCAAAUUAUCGUACAAGUUCCUGAGACGUAGCGAGGCGCACCUGAGAUACGGGAACAGUAGUAUGUCCACGUGGCGGGGAGAGCUAGUGAACGGAACGUACUGCGACCGUGUGCUGACCAAGUGCGACACGCGAGCCUGUCGACUUCAAUCGCCGAAUUACCCGGGCGUUUAUCCCAGAAACGUCACUUGCUAUUACCGGGUAGAGCAAAAUCGGGCGCCACCCGGUCAUCGGGCGUUGCUCGCUGUGAGUCAGCGAAAUAGUCACAAGAUACACAUCAAAGACCAGGUCGUCAAGUACGAUGGCAGCCAAAGGAUAUUAAGAGUUUGGGAUCAAUGCAACGUGGUGCAAGAUUACUUGACGGUGUACGACGGGGGUUCAACCUCCGACAAGGUGCUGGUUAGACUUUGUGGAGGUGACGCGGUGCCAGAUAUAGUUAGUAGCCAUAACACGAUGCUUUUGGAGUUCCACACGUCUCCGUACGACAAUCCCUUUCAUCCCGUUCCUUUGUCGUUCUUGCCCGGCUUCGAGCUCGAGGUUCAGGUGCUGUUCGUCGACGAGAAAUCCCGGAGUUUUGUUAAGGAGAACAACAACUGCGACUUUUAUAUACCCAGCGACGAAAGCUCAUCGGGAGUCUUAGAAAAUCCGAAACAUUCUCUGCCUCCGAACACGACUUGUCGCUACCACUUCCAGGGCAAGCCAAACGAGAUCGUUUGGCUGUCUUUUGUCAAGUACUAUGCUGCCAGCGCCGAUGCCGCCGCGAGCAUCGACGUCGCUUCCGAUUGCAACGCGAAGCUGCUCAUUUGGGACGGCGAUCGCACGAUAAAUAAAUUAAUUCCUAUGCGUAAGAAUAUCACUUUGAUGGGUCAGUUUUGUAAGGAUGAUACCCCACGUCUCUGCGACCAUAGCCUGCUACGGAACGGAAGUCGUCAUGCGAGGCCCUGUAGCCUCGCGGAGAGCUACGUUUCCAGCGGCAGAGAUCUCACCUUGGAGCACAUAUUACGUCAAGGAAGUGCACUUUAUCCGAUAAGUUUUGUACUGCGUUACGAGUUCGUGCACGAGGCGGUCUCCUGUAACCAUGUGUUCGGUUUCGCGUCCACUUCAUCCACGUCUUCCACGUCUUCUUCAUCCUCUUCUUCAUCGUCCUCCACGUCGUUACUGUCGUCGCUCGCCAAGGCGGGGAAAUUCGCGUCGCCGAAAAGUGUAUUCUUUUACGGUCGCGGUGGUGCGCAGAACGUUAGCUGUGUGUAUCGUUUCGAGACCGAGCCGGAUCACAGGAUAGAACUGUCCAUAAGUAGAGCCUCGUUCGGAGAUAAAGGAUGUUCCUCGUACGUAGACCCGUUAGUCAAUCGCUGGACUUGCGAUCGACGCAUAGGCGACUCCACCAAGUUUGGCACGGCUGAGUUGAUCGUUGCCGAGUACCCUUGGCAGGGAGUGGAACUGGUUCGCGAUUGCCUGUGCUCGAACGUCAGCGAUAGGAUCGUUCUGAGAACACUGACAUCCAACGUGAUCGAAGUCCGGUUCACCGUGACCUUAAUGAACGUCACGCAAGAUUAUAGAGAUUUCUAUUUCGAAGGGGAGUACCGUUUCGUCGCUUUGGGCGCAGAGUCGAGCGAACAAGGUUGCUCGACGAAGCUCGAAGAGCGACGAUUACGCGGAACCAGCGGUGAAAUUUCCCUCAGAAGUCCCUUGCCGCGAGUGAUUCCCGGUGUCGCCGCCGUCGAAGAGAUUCUAACCAAUACGGAGGAUCUGACUGCGACUCAAUGUGUGAACGAGCCCUGGCUGAUAGAGCCUGAAGAUGCACGCAUCAAUUAUUUGUAUUUAAGGACGGCGGGAUAUAGCAUCACGUUGGAUAACGUCGAGGAAUGUACAACGUUGAACAGAAUCGUCGUCUACUCGGCGGCCAAUACGAAAGAUCGUAGCGUAAUAUGUCCCGAGGGCGGCGUCGACACUGCCAGAACGGUGGACUUCUUCUCCGGUGGUUGGAACUACAGCGCUAUUAAUACUACCGUGGCCAUGAUGCAACAUUCCAGGAGCUUCGUUGUCGAGUUCCUCCAGAGAGAACCUGGUUUCUAUGCCGUUACAUGGAUGGCCAUUUCGAAAAGGUCUUCUAGUUCUAGCGUCGGGCCCAAUGUAUUCUCUAUAAUGCCACACGAGGAAUGUCCUUAUCGAUGUCCGGAAAUUCAGGCGUGUAUAAGUUCUGUGCUAUGGUGCGAUGGGAUCCGUCACUGCCCUUCCGGUUUCGACGAGGAGGAGACCAACUGUUCCUACCGUUUCGGCGUAACAUUGCUCUACGUGGCCGUAGGUGCCGGCGCCCUAGGUAUAUUUCUUAUCCUACUGCUUGCCACCGGUUGCCUCAAAUAUUGCCUCUAUCGACACAAAGCUCGCAAGAAAAAAAAGAACGUUGUCCUGAACGUGAACCAUCUCCACGUGAAUCACACGCAUCAUAAUAACGGUCUGACCGGAAGUCGCCUGAGCGGUCGUUAUAAUCUCGCCACGCCGCAAGAGAUGUAUCUGGAAAAUUACGGGAAAGACAGUAUUUGUUGACAAUACGCCAUUGCCAAUAUCGAGACCACCGUGUGAAUAUUACAGGAUUUUUAAAAUACGCCUACCUCGCUGGCCUCUUUGAUCCCCCUCACCUCCCGCGAAGAGAAUGGAAGCAAACGACGGAAUAGUCGAACGAACCCAUCUCACAGCGCGUACGGCGCAACAACAACAACAAAAAAAAAAUAUAUAUAUAUACGCAAUAAUCGUAUUAAACUCUCGUAGACCAAUUCGAAGGCAUUUAACGAAGGAGCGGAUUCCGGAUUGUUUCGAAGCCUCGACCACGAUCCACGCUUUGUCUCCAAAGAAUCGAUAUUUAAUUUUAAAGCCGAGCAACAGAAGCGUCUCUUUUGCUGGCGCUAUUUAAGUUUCAAAUUUGCACCGAAUCGGGAUAUUAUAAGACUCCGAAUUUUAAAACGUUCUAGAGAACAGACAAAGGGUGAAUCGAAUCGAUGAGAAGCGUUUGCGCUGCUCGAACAAUUCGCGUAUAUGGUUUUCACGGUAAAACCGCCGUAUCACAGUAGCACUAGGAACACACGUUUUUAGGAUAAAGCAAUGUGUGACGAUGAGAAGAAAGAAAUGAAGCAUACAGAGCGCGAAAGAUUAUAACUAGAAAGAAAAUAAAGAGAAAGACAAAAACGCGCACGGCUGAUGCGUACGAAUAUAUGCUUUUAAAGUGAAGUAGGAUUCUGUAAUUUGCAUUGAGAGCGAGCGAGCGAGCGAGCGAAAGAGAGAAAGAAAGAGAGAGAGAGAGAGAGAGAGAGAGAAUUUUUAUUACGGUCGGUUGCCGGGAAACGAGUGUUACAAACGUCCACGACGAGAAACGACGCAGAACAGAAUUGGCGGGAAAAAGAGGGAACUAACAAAAUAGCGGCAGAUAUAAAAUCCCUUUGAACGACUUCGAUAUAAAUCGCAUGUGAACAUCGGGAGAAAAAAUGGAAACGAAACUACUGUGAUUUAUCGAAAAUGAAAUUAACCCUUUAGAUGCCGUAUAAUAUUAAAUCGGAGAUACUCGCUAGGCCGCGACUAAAAAAACUCAAUAAUAAGAAAGUUCAAACUAGAACGUGAAUACACGCUCUUUGUAUAGGCGGCACCACGUGCUUAUGGCAUUUAAGAGGUUAAGAAAGAAAUGAAAAAAACCUUGAUUUUAUACUUUACGAGAAACAUAUACAAAAGGAAAGGUCCGAAAAAAGAGAAAAGAAAAAAAAAUAAAUCAAUGAAAGAUUAUUUCGAUCGAUAUUUCUCACUUUUAAAACCGGUCUUAUUCUAUAAUUUUAUAGAUUGUCGUGCCCGAACGACGAUAUUCAUAUGCAAUUUAUUCUAAGGAAUUAUACGACCAAGAUCAACCAAACGCGUUAUCAUCGACCCUCUGGAUCCAUCUUAUUAUAAAAAUCGAUGUCAUCUGCGUCGAUCCGUCAAUAAACUCCAUCGUUUUUUGUAAGAAACAUGCAGCCAUCACGACUACUAACGCGAGAGCGUAGCGACGUCUUCUAUAACUGCCAUUUUAGGAUUUAGUUCGAGAUCAAUGGAAAAUCCCGGCGGGCGUACAGAAAAUCCGGUUGUCGAUACUCUAUGCUCCCGCGUUAACCGCGAUCCUAACCUAUCCAGAUUUCAUAAGUACGUUAACAAAGAUGGUAUAACAUAUAGUUAAAAAUCACACAUGUAACCUAGGUUUGAUAUCAAUGCGCGAGGCUUGACUGGGACGUAGAGAUUGGUGUAUAGUUGAUUAUCGUUUAAACGAGUGCGAAGGCGAGAGAAGUGGGCAACAUGAAAUUGACAACGCAUACAUUGUAACUCUAUAACGAAAGUGUUAACUAAUUAAAAAAGCCAUCGUUUCACGUACGCACACACCGCCACACGUACGAGAGGGAAUACAUUACUUACAUACAUACCACAUACACACACGUAUGGUAAAAGCGCGUAUAACUUACGUCUGUAUGCUGUGAUAGAAGUAAGCGUAUCAACAAUCGGAAAUAAAUUUCUCGCGUAAA